AUGUCUACCGAAGUUACAGCCCUACGUUGGCUAGUUUUGGUGUGGUUCCAGAAUCGUCGUGCCAAGUGGCGUCGGCAGGAGAAAAUGGAGGCGGCUCGCCUCGGAUUGUCAGAAUACGGCUGUGCACCAGUACCCCGUCUGUCAGCCCUUGGCUUGCCUGUUGAUCCUUGGCUCGCCCCACCCUUGCUUACUGCUCUGCCAGGUUUUCUGAGUCAUCCACCAUCAGGAUACCCAAGCUACCUAACUCCACCAGCGCCAUCGGUCCCUGCGCCACCAGCCCCAGGCGACCCGCGAUCAUCCUCCAUCGCAGCGCUGAGAAUGAAGGCCAAGGAACAUGUGGAAAGCCUUAGUAAAGGCCUGCAAAUGGUUUAG
Molecule: messenger RNA, 372 nt
Organism: Pieris macdunnoughi
Lineage: Eukaryota; Metazoa; Arthropoda; Insecta; Lepidoptera; Pieridae
Source: the annotation of a GenBank genome assembly